Messenger RNA from Coregonus clupeaformis (lake whitefish), 2617 nucleotides. RefSeq names its product claudin 3c (gene cldn3c). Gene Ontology annotation, molecular function: structural molecule activity. Lineage: Eukaryota; Metazoa; Chordata; Actinopteri; Salmoniformes; Salmonidae. The transcript has a single exon. Gene Ontology annotation, cellular component: bicellular tight junction; plasma membrane. The record is from RefSeq and is a predicted model, not a curated record. Gene Ontology annotation, biological process: bicellular tight junction assembly; cell adhesion. Bases 341 to 997 code for a protein of 218 amino acids.
AACCUGUUCUGUCACCCUGUGACAUCAUCACCAGGGGACUCCUCCCUCCCUCCUCACCUGCCUCCACUAGGCUAUAAAGGACCUCUGUUUCCGUGCCAGCAUCACUUAGUUACAUCACACCCCCCACACAGAGAGAGAGGGGAGUGGUCAUACACACGAGCAUCACAAGGAAGAACAUAGAACACAAAGAACCUAGGACAAAGUUCUGGACUGAAUCCUCUGUUCAUUCUUUGUGCUGAAUUCUGGAAUCUCAGCAGGUUCUAGAAUCUCUUAAUUGAGUCACAUCCUCAUUCCUCCAGGUAGGUCAGGUGUAUGAUAGAGACGCACUCAGGAAGCCAGCAUGUCGAUGGGCAUGGAGAUUGUGGGCAUCGCCCUGGGAGUCAUAGGAUUCAUCCUGGGCAUCGUGGUCUGUGCCAUGCCCAUGUGGAAGGUGACAGCCUUCAUCGGAGCCAACAUCGUCACAGCCCAGACCAUCUGGGAAGGGUUAUGGAUGAACUGUGUGACCCAGAGCACGGGACAGAUGCAAUGUAAGAUCUAUGACUCCAUGCUGGCCUUACCCCAGGACCUGCAGGCUGCCAGAGCCAUGACUAUCAUCGCCAUUGUCCUGGGGAUUCUAGGGGUGAUGGUCUCCAUCGUCGGAGCCAAGUGCACCAACUGCAUCGAGGACGAACCCUCCAAAGCUAAAGUCAUGAUCAUCUCCGGAAUCUUCUUCAUCCUGGCCGGUAUCCUCAUCCUUAUCCCUGUGUCCUGGUCGGCCAACACCAUCAUCCGAGACUUCUACAACCCCCUUUUGGUGGAGUCCCAGAGGAGGGAGCUGGGAGCCUCACUCUACAUCGGCUGGGGGUCGGCGGUCCUGCUCCUUAUCGGAGGAGCCAUGCUGUGCUGCACCUGCCCCCCCAAGGAGGAGAAGAGGUACAAGCCCCCCCGCAUGGCCUACUCCGCCCCUCGCAGCGUGAGCGGGGGCACAGCGGGAUACGACAGGAAGGACUACGUCUGAGAGGCACUAUUUCACUGAAUGGAGGGAAGAAAAUAUAGAGGUGCAGUAGAAAGAAGAGUGAUAGAGGAGAGGUAGAAAGAUAGAGGGUAUCUCUAUCCUGAACAUUGCUGUGUUUGUUUGCUAUCCGACAGGGAAAAACUAGGAGACAAAACUCCUACUGAAAAGACUCCGAUAUGAAGGGAUGUGUGUUUUAAUGUUACUGCUUGGCUUUUCCUCCGCUUGGGUGUCUCUGUUCAGUGUCGUUCUUCAGCUUUAUAUAGGCUUGUGUGAAGUAGAGGCCGUCAGACGCAGAUACUGUACAUACAAUCCCAAAGGGGUAGGUUGAUUACUGGUAAUGACUGGUUUAUAGAAUAGUUUCAAUUGUAGUUGUUAUUCAUUCAUUUCAAACUUCAGAUGAUAAACCAAAGCCCUUUUGUUUCAGCAAGCCUUACUGUUGAAGGGUCUUGGUUUUCAAGUACUUGGGAGAAAUGCUAUAGUUACAUAGUAUGUGGGCUCAUAUUUCUACUGCAGUAUGGAGGUCCCUAUUACGUGUGUAGUUUGCUGUUGGCGAAGUGGGAUUUUGUUUCACUGAAACUUUCAGUUAAAAAGUUUCACUGUGUCUCAUUAACACAUCCCAGGAAGGACCAGCUCUGUUUUUACAUGGAUUUGGUUAUAUGAUUCAGUGUGUGUGUGCGUCUUUCACAUGCAUUUGGUUGUGAGAGAUUCUGCCUCAGGUCAUGAUAGUAUAGAUUCCUUCCUCUUCAGAUCUCCACUCUAUUUAGGCCUUUGUGUGUGUGUGUGUGUGUGUGUGUGUGUGUGUGUGUGUGUGCGUCUGUGUGCGUUGGUGUGUGGUGAAAUAAUAUUUGUUUAGUAAAAAAUAUAUAUAUAUAUAAUUAAUAGUUUUUUUACCCAUCCACCUCUUCGGAGGACACAUAUCUUUUUUGUUUUUUUUUACAGCUUUCUGCUACAUAUACAUACAUUUUACAUAUACAUAUUACAUACACAUUUUGCAUACACAUUUUACAGCAAUUAAUAGCUUUUUAAUGCUGAAUGUGCAUUUUAUUUUAUAGUAAGAAAAUGUUUACCAUCAUUUGUAAAGGAAUAAGACUAUGUAUAGACGAAUUAUAGUUAGGAGAGUGAUGGUAAAGCAGGACCAUUGUCUGACAUAUGGAGUCAGUCUGUCUCCUGUUUAACAAAUCAACUGUAAGAACUGUUUGGUGACCAGGGAGUAGUACACCUGAAUGAUGUGUGUGUGUGUGUGUGUGUGUGUGUGUGUGUGUGUGUGUGUGUGUACAUAGAGGGUGAGAGACUACCUAAUAAAAGGCAUCUGUGUCUAUGGUCUUGAUUUUCAACUGAAGGCAAGCAGUCAGGUUUACCUGCAACCGCCCAUAUAGUCACAAUGGACAGCUUCUGUUGUUGGCUUUUAUUUGAAAUAAGUCAGGCAUUUUUGUUUUUUAUGAAAAUACUGAAAAGUGCCUAGUUUCAAUACUUAUUGUUUGAUUGAAUGUUUAUUUUGUAAAUUGUCUUUAUAUAUGUUAAGACAACAAUGCUUGAACGAUGUUUUGUGUUUUACAAUGGGCUGCUUUUCUUUGCAUUUCAACUGUGCUUUAUUUACUGUAUUUUAAUAAAUGUGAAAAUGUA